Messenger RNA from Prunus armeniaca (apricot), 231 nucleotides. NCBI's taxonomy places the organism in Eukaryota, Viridiplantae, Streptophyta, Magnoliopsida, Rosales, Rosaceae. The record is from the annotation of a GenBank genome assembly.
AUGGGCAAUCUAAUCUUCUUCUUUUUACAGCAAGUGGAGGAGGCAUUUGCUUUCUGGGGUACUCCAGAAGGUGAUCUGGUCCAUCCUGCAGCAGUACUGGAGACAGUUAGGCGUCUUAGAGUCAAUGUCGAUGGCAAUGUCUGUACUGUCAUGGUAACCACUUUGGUUCUUGAGCCAAGGCAUGGAAAUUCUCUUAUGAAAUUCUGUAAUCUUCGCAAUAUAGGCAUGUGA